Aedes aegypti (yellow fever mosquito) is the source of this 3212-nucleotide messenger RNA. RefSeq names its product ATP-binding cassette sub-family B member 6, mitochondrial (gene Hmt-1). Bases 354 to 2900 code for a protein of 848 amino acids. Gene Ontology annotation, molecular function: ABC-type heme transporter activity; ATP binding; ATP hydrolysis activity. The transcript is spliced from 5 exons. Gene Ontology annotation, biological process: heme transport; transmembrane transport. The record is from RefSeq and is a predicted model, not a curated record. Lineage: Eukaryota; Metazoa; Arthropoda; Insecta; Diptera; Culicidae. Gene Ontology annotation, cellular component: membrane.
UCUUCGUCCGUCGUUCAGACGAGUCGCAGUCGCAUUCGCAGUCGCAUUCGUAGUCGGACCGUUAAUUGAUUCGCGUUUGUUUUUCGUAAUCGGUCAAAUUAAUUUUUCCUCCUCCAAACCGAGCGAGGAAGAAAUUAUUCAUGUUCAAGUACAAACGUGUGCACCUCAUUGCGUCCUAGGAGAAAGGGUUGUUCAAAGUGUUGCGCGUUUGAUUUGCUGCCGAGAAUUCGAAAAGGUUUCGUCGGAGCAAAGGUUAGCGGACCGAAGAAGACUUGGUACCUGUUUUCCCAUCGGCUGUUGUUGGCUCCCUGCUUUCCAUCCAGAGGGAGUUUUGAUCUCCCUUCGGCGGCACCAUGCAGCCCCUGCAGUACUGUCCGAGCAAUGUGUCCAUGGCGGUGGUGUGGUUCAACCAUGGCAUCUCGCAGUGCUUUCUGGACACGGUCUCGGUGGCCACCAUCGGCGGCUUCCUGCUGCUCUUCGGAACCAUACAGCUGAUCAUGUACCGGCGCCAUGGGACGGAAGUAAGCCCGACCCAAAUCUAUCCAUCCAAGAUGUACAACUUUCAGCUGUUCCUGUUGGUGCUGCUUCCGGUACUGACCGUGGUGCGAUUCAUACUGGAAGGAUUCGUAUUCGAAGGAGCUCGAGUGUACGGCUUCAUGAUUGUGGCGUUGUGCAUCACGCUCUUCAUGUAUCCGUAUUCGAUAAUCCUGCUCGUGAAGGAACGUCACUACAUAUUGCCAUCCGUCCCUACCAGAGGACACGGUCUAGUCCUGCUGCUCUUCUGGACUCUGCUGUUCAUCGCCCAGAACAUAGCAUUCGUCAAUUUGAACUACGACAAAGCCUGGUUCCACCUGGUCACCGUCCAGGACAAGGUCGAAUUCGCGCUAUUCGUACUACGCUACACGGCCACUCUUUUCGUGUUCGUCAUUGGCCUUAAGGCACCGGCCAUCACUUCGACCCAGCUAGGCGAAUUGUACCAGAAUCUCACGCAGGAUCAGGACAACCAAUCCACCUUCCGCAAUGCAUGGCAAAAAAUGCGCACCCUUAUGCCAUACCUGUGGCCCAAGAAGGAUUUCCUGCUGCAGUUCCGUGUGAUCAUGUGCUUUGCGCUUCUCCUAUCCGGACGCGUUAUCAAUCUGUACGUUCCGAUCUACAACAAGAAAAUCGUGGACAGCCUUUCGGAGCGGCCUUUGGUGUUCCGCUGGGACUGGGUGCUGAUUUACGUGGCCUUCAAGUUCCUCCAGGGCGGCGGAACCGGAUCCAUGGGUGUGCUUAACAAUCUGAGGAGCUUCCUCUGGAUCCGCAUCCAGCAGUACACGACCCGCGAGAUCGAAGUGGAACUGUUCCGUCAUCUGCACAGCUUGUCGCUGCGAUGGCAUCUGAACAGGAAAACGGGCGAAGUGCUGCGGGUGAUGGAUCGCGGAACGGACAGUAUCAACAACCUGCUGAACUACAUUCUGUUCUCGAUUACGCCCACCAUUGUGGACAUUUUGGUGGCGGUUGUGUUCUUCGUGAUGGCGUUCAACUGGUGGUUCGGGUUCAUUGUGUUCCUGACGAUGGCGCUGUAUAUUGUGGCCACCAUCAUGGUAACCGAGUGGCGUACCAAGUUCCAACGUCGCAUGAACCUGGCCGACAACCAGCAGAAGGCUCGCAGCGUCGAUUCGUUACUAAACUUUGAAACCGUCAAAUACUACGGUGCCGAACAGUACGAGGUGGAUAGCUAUCGGGAGGCCAUCCUCAAGUAUCAGGACGAAGAAUGGAAAUCUUCGAUUACGUUGAACAUUUUGAACACCAUGCAGAACGUUAUUGUCUGUGGAGGUCUACUGGCCGGAUCGCUACUCUGUGCGUAUCUGGUUGUGUACGAGGAAGGGCUAACCGUGGGCGACUACGUGCUGUUUGCCAGUUACAUAAUCCAACUUUACGUUCCGCUGAACUGGUUCGGAACAUUCUAUCGUGCCAUCCAGAAGAACUUUGUCGACAUGGAGAACAUGUUCGACCUGAUGCGUGAAGAGCAGGAGGUGAUCGACGCCCCCGGAGCCGGAGAGCUGGCUGUGAUCCGCGGUGGUGGCAUCGACUUCUCCAACGUUACCUUCGGCUACACUCCAGAACGUUUCGUCCUGCGGAACGUGAGUUUUACCGUACCGGCGGGUAAAACCGUCGCCAUCGUAGGCCCAUCGGGUGCAGGUAAGAGUACGAUUAUGCGUCUGUUGUUCCGAUUCUACGACGUCGAAAGCGGAAGCAUUUCGAUCGACGGUCAGAACAUCAAAACAGUUAAGCAGGCUUCGUUGCGGAAGGCGAUCGGUGUGGUUCCUCAGGACACGGUACUGUUCAACAACACGAUCAAGUACAACAUUCAGUACGGUCGGGUUGAUGCUCCGGAGGUGGACGUGAUCAUGGCCGCCAAGAGUGCGGAUAUUCACGAAAAAAUUCUCACCUUCCCCGAUCAGUACGAAACCGCGGUUGGUGAGCGAGGUUUGAGAUUAAGCGGAGGCGAGAAACAACGAGUGGCCAUUGCUCGUACCAUUCUCAAAUCUCCGUUCAUUGUUCUGCUGGAUGAGGCCACCAGUGCGUUGGAUACCCAGACGGAAAGAAACAUCCAGUCAGCACUAUCGAAAGUUUGUGCCAAUCGAACCACUCUUAUUAUAGCCCAUCGACUGUCGACAAUCAUCCAUUCCGAUGAUAUCAUAGUCCUGAAGGAUGGAGUAAUUGUUGAACGUGGUCGCCAUGAGGCCCUGUUGGAGAAACAAGGUGUCUAUGCUGACAUGUGGAACCAACAGUUGAAAAAUUUGGAAGCCGGAUCGUCGAGCGAUGAACAAACUUCGCAGCCGCAGCAGCAGGGGUUGAGCAAUGGUAAAGCGGUAUCAAAUAGUGUGGUUGCACAUCACCACCAUCACCAUUAGUAAAGACUGUAGGCAUUAUGCGUAGAAUUGUUAGAAACCAAGAAGCGAGUUGGAAUCCCAUUUUCCAAAGACGUGAUUUAAGAGCUUGGGGUAGAUUAGGGUUGCUGGUUGCUCAAUUGCCUAAUGUUCUUACAGAAGAAGUAACAGCAGUGCCUAGCCUCAGAGAUGUGAUGUACAAAGAUUUAAGGACGAGGAUCAAAACGUCUUCAUACGAGAGAAAGAUACUUUAUAACCGUUAGUUAACUUAUUGUGCACUGAUUUUCCUUCAUUACACUUUGAAUGUGAUUUGCAAAUGGACGAAGUGAAUCUACA